AUUUUAACAUUCCGUAGAUUUUUAUCAACAACUAGUGAAACAUGUCGAACAGAAUUUUGGAAGAUUCCCCCAAUGCCCACAUCAACAAGACCAUUUUGGAUCGUUACCUCAGUUUGCCGGUAAAGGAGAAUAUCGUUCAGGCCACCUAUGUGUGGAUCGAUGGUACCGGUGAAGAUUUGAGAUGUAAAGAUCGUACCUUGGAUUUUAUACCAUCGAAGCCAAGUGAUCUUCCCAUUUGGAAUUACGAUGGUAGUUCCUGUUAUCAGGCCUUGGGCUCCAAUUCGGAUACCUAUUUACAUCCGGUGGCCAUUUACAAGGAUCCCUUCCGUCGUGGUAAUAACAUUUUGGUAAUGUGUGAUACCUAUAAGUUCGAUGGCACUCCCACCGAGACAAAUCAUCGCAAAUCAUGUCUGGAGGUUGUCAACAAGUGUUUGGAUGAAGAGCCAUGGUUUGGCAUUGAACAAGAAUAUACAUUCCUUGAUUUUGAUGGUUAUCCGUUGGGAUGGCCUAAGAAUGGUUUCCCCGGACCACAGGGACCCUACUAUUGUGGUGUGGGUGCUAAUAAGGUCUAUGCCCGUGAUGUUGUCGAUGCCCAUUACAGAGCCUGUUUGUAUGCUGGUAUUAAGGUAUCGGGCACCAAUGCUGAGGUAAUGCCUGCCCAAUGGGAAUAUCAGGUGGGACCAUGUGUUGGCAUUUCAAUUGGUGAUGACUUGUGGAUGUCUAGAUUCCUGUUGCAUCGCAUUGCCGAAGAGUUUGGUGUAAGUAGAAAGGAAGACCCUCAUCAGGCCUCAUAUAGGCCUUGA
Messenger RNA from Musca vetustissima, 803 nucleotides. It is a transcript of the gene Gs2, whose product is annotated as glutamine synthetase 2 cytoplasmic. Gene Ontology annotation, molecular function: glutamine synthetase activity. Gene Ontology annotation, cellular component: cytoplasm. Bases 42 to 803 code for a protein of 253 amino acids. The record is from RefSeq and is a predicted model, not a curated record. The transcript has 4 exons. Lineage: Eukaryota; Metazoa; Arthropoda; Insecta; Diptera; Muscidae.